Molecule: messenger RNA, 1255 nt
Organism: Cannabis sativa
Lineage: Eukaryota; Viridiplantae; Streptophyta; Magnoliopsida; Rosales; Cannabaceae
Product: 2-oxoglutarate-dependent dioxygenase AOP2
Exons: 3
Coding region: 121-1050 (309 amino acids)
Molecular function (GO): dioxygenase activity
Source: RefSeq, a predicted model, not a curated record
AGCCUAGAUUCUCCUAGAAAAAUAUGAUCACAAAAGUCAAAUGAAUUAACCCUAUAAAUGCACAUUAAAAACCUAUGAAAUAAUAAUAAAUCUCAUAAAUUUAAAAGAAAGAAAAAAAAAAUGGGUGUACCAAAGCUUCCUACUAUCGAUUUGUCAGUAGAAAAAUUGAAAACCUCGUAUUUAGGUACAUGCAAGGAAGUUCGUGAGGCCUUAGAAGAUUAUGGUUGUUUUGUGGUGAAUUACGAGGAUGUUUCACACCAACUUCAUGAAUCACUCUUAAGUGAAUCUAAAAAGCUUUUUGAUUUGCCAACAGAUGUUAAGAUGAGAAAUAUAUCAGAUAAGCCUUACUUUGGUUAUGUUGGAAACCAUCCUUCGAUUCCUCCUAACCAUGAAAGCUUAGGUAUUUCAAAUUCAACAAUUUUAGAACAUGUUCAGACUUUCACAAAUCUCAUGUGGCCUUCCACAGGAAAUGAAAACUUUUGUGAAACUAUGAUUGAUUAUGCGACUAGGGUUUCGAAGUUGGAAAAAUUGGUGAAGAGAAUGGUGUUUGAAAGUUAUGGGGUGGGUGAGAAGUGUUAUGAUUCACACGUGGAAUCGAGCACUUUCUUGUUGAGAUUAAUUAAAUAUAAAUCACCUGAUGAGUUAAACAAAUUAGAGAUUGGUUGCCAUGCUCAUACUGAUAAGUCAUUCUUAACAAUUCUUCAUCAAGAUGAAGUCAAUGGUUUGGAAAUUCAAACUAAGGACGGUCAACAUUGGAUUGGAUUUCAACCCUCACCUUCUUCCUUCCUUGUUAUGGCAGGAGAUGCUUUUUUGGCAUGGAGCAAUGGAAGGAUAUACGCUGCUCCUCAUCGAGUAGUGAUGAGUGGAAGAAAGGCAAGAUACUCAACUGGCCUAUUUACGUACCACGAAGGAGUUAUACACAUUCCUAACGAGUUAGUCGAUCACCAACAUCCUUUGCAAUUCAAACCUUUUAAUCAUUAUGGCCUACUUAAUUACUUCAGCUCCUCUAUAACUGCUCACUCUUCUUCCAAGGCCUACUGUGGUCUUUGAUCAUCAUGAAACAAUAUUAUAUGUUAUGUAAUAUUGUAAUAAUUUGUUGUGUGGAAAUAAUUACUCAAAUAACAGCUUCUUAAUUGCCUUAUUCUAAAUAAUACAAUUAAAAUGUAUAUAAAAACUUUUUUUCUUUUGAAUUAUGACAAUAUAUAUACUACUACACCUGCCAAAAACCAAAAAUUGAUUGCACGUACGGUGUGCA